UCAUCAAACCCUAACCCUAUAUCCUCUACUCUUCCACAUUUCAAAUCUGUUUCCCCUCCAGACCUCUUUUUUUCUUCUUCUGAUCCACUUCGAUGGGCAGCAGCACAUCGAAGUCGGAUCAAGAGAACCAGCUGAUGCCUACCCAACUCCUGCCGUUUCGCGAGAAAUUCGAGGAGAUGAAGAAAAGACGUAGGGUGAGACACGCUAGCAUUGUAUCUACGACGGAGCUAUUAUCUUCAAAUGAUCAGGAUGGGGUCGAUGAUGACUCCGUGAGGAGAGCGGUUGAAGAGAUAGUGAUCGUAGUUGAAGAGAAGAAGAAAGAGAAAGAGAAUAUGAAAGGAAGGAUGUUUAGAAGACAAGACAGUGAGGAGGAGGAAAUGGUUGGGUCACCAAGUUUUCGAGUUUAUUGCACGGCGCCGCUAGCUGCAAAGGAUUCUGAUGAUGAUUCGAUCAAGGUGAUCCAAAAGAUUAAAGAAGAGAAGCUUGCUCAAGUGAAAGAGGAGAAAGAGAAGCUUGCUCAAGAAAAAGAGGAGAAAGAAAGAGUACAAACUCAUGAAAAAGAGAACAGUGGCAAUUCAUUGAUCUCAAGGGAGGGUUCAGAGGACAAAUCACAGAAGAAGGACAUGGGAAGGAUGUUCAGGGCCUUGAGUAAAGCCCCUAUCCGCAUGUACAGUUUUCUCUCCGUCAAGACUUGCUAUUGUAGCGCAGAAAACACAGCCGACGGCAGUCCUCAUCCGGGCCAUCAGGAUCGAGGAUCGUCCGGUUAAUUCGAACCCCUUUGAUUCUCCUGACUAUUUGUUGUGGAAGCAGGCCAACAAUUUUCUCAGAAAAACAAGGGAGAUUACUUAGGCGGAUGGAGCUAGCAUUAUCCUUCGUGCAACGAUUUUAUUGUAGACAAGGGCUGGGGGCGCUCUUUUUGUAUUUUAUUGUGAAAAUUCUGAUUGAAUUUGACUAAGAGCAACUCCAAUGGUACUCCAUUCCUCUAUAAAUGGAGUACCAUUGGCUCCAAUGGUGCAACUGUAGCACCCUCUAUAUUAAGAUGGUGCUAUAGUAACCAACUAUAUUUUAAGGGUUUGGGAUAAUAUAGAGGGAUCCCUCAAUAAUACUAUUCAUAGAUUUUAAUUCCAA
Molecule: messenger RNA, 1128 nt
Organism: Asparagus officinalis (garden asparagus)
Lineage: Eukaryota; Viridiplantae; Streptophyta; Magnoliopsida; Asparagales; Asparagaceae
Product: MAP7 domain-containing protein 2-like
Exons: 3
Coding region: 93-767 (224 amino acids)
Source: RefSeq, a predicted model, not a curated record